This is a messenger RNA of Penicillium odoratum, 1002 nucleotides long. RefSeq lists its product as uncharacterized. The transcript is spliced from 3 exons. Gene Ontology annotation, molecular function: serine-type peptidase activity. Gene Ontology annotation, biological process: proteolysis. The record is from RefSeq and is a predicted model, not a curated record. The coding region runs from base 1 to 1002 and encodes 333 amino acids. NCBI's taxonomy places the organism in Eukaryota, Fungi, Ascomycota, Eurotiomycetes, Eurotiales, Aspergillaceae.
AUGUCGCUCGAAACCCCCCUAACAGUGCUCUACAAGGAGAUCAAUGGAAGCAAGAUUACUACCGAUGUCUACCUCCCAAAAACUACCUCGUCAUCGCCGCUGAAUUACCCCGUCGUGAUUGACAUUCAUGGCGGCGCUUUCAUGCUCGGCCAUUCUCGCAUGGUCUCUCUACCACAGGUAAACGACUGCCUGGAGCGCGGAUGGAUCGUGCUCGUUCCGAACCACCGGCUUUGCCCCGGUGUGAACUUGCUUGAGGGACCCAUGCAGGAUAUUCGCGAUUUGCUCGCCUGGGUCUACGAUGGACACCUCGAUGCUGUUCUAGCUGAACAAGGACCCCACCGUGUGGACAAGGAGAAUGUUGCUGCUUUUGGAACUUCUUCUGGUGGGCAAUUGGCUCUGGCUUUGGGCUUCGACACCCCCAAAAAACCCAAGGCUAUUUUCUCCUUGUACGGCGCUGUGCACUUUACACACCCCUUCUGGAAAACAGAGCUCCCCCAUGUCGCCGCCAAACUCCCGCCUAACCUGGAGGAAUCCUUCCUUAACAAAAUCUACGACGAGAUUCCUAUCCCGACGGAUAGCUCGGUCUCUCUAGAAGGACAGAGUGAGUCUGGCGCAUCGAAGGGUCCGAAUUUCUCGCAGCCGCGUGAUGCAUUCGCCUUCACGCAGAUCUCCUCUGGGAAGGUUCCCGAAGUCAUCUACCCUCCAGGCGCGCAGGGUGGCUCCGAUGAAGGAUUUAAACUGGUUGACCCGGUGCAGAAUGUCUCUGCUGAUUUUCCUCCUACGUAUAUCGUGCACGGCCUUGCCGAUACAAUGGUCACGAUUGAUGUGAGCAGAGAGCUGUAUAAACGCUUGACCGAGGCUGGUGUUCCUUGUGGGAUGACUGAGGUUCCUGGGGAAGAGCAUACAUUCGCGAUGAUGAUGAAGGUUGGUUCGAAGACUUGGUGGUUACAGCGAGAAGGAUUUGAUUUCUUGGAGAAGUAUAUUGGAAAAGGACCGCUAUAG